Molecule: messenger RNA, 3212 nt
Organism: Phlebotomus argentipes
Lineage: Eukaryota; Metazoa; Arthropoda; Insecta; Diptera; Psychodidae
Gene: FoxP
Product: forkhead box protein P1
Exons: 14
Coding region: 368-2668 (766 amino acids)
Biological process (GO): regulation of transcription by RNA polymerase II
Cellular component (GO): nucleus
Molecular function (GO): RNA polymerase II cis-regulatory region sequence-specific DNA binding; DNA-binding transcription factor activity, RNA polymerase II-specific
Source: RefSeq, a predicted model, not a curated record
UUAGUAUUUUUACAUUGAAUAUAUUUAACAAAUUAUUUUGACUGGGAAAUAAUACCGAAGUCCGGUUUUACCUAUGGCGUUGAAAUCUUUAGGCACGUGGAGAGCUAGAAAUGUGACGCAAGCGAGCGGUGCAUAUUCGCGAACGAUGUUAGUAAGACUAACUCGAUGGAAAUGCGUGUGCGUAUGGAAAACUCUUUGGCUGCCAUGCGCGCAUCCUCUAGAUUCGGUGACAAGCUGUAAGGUUUAGGUCCGGGUGUUCAGUGCAUCGUCACAUGGUUUUUCCGACGUACACGCACUCGGUUGUGCUGUGAGUUUUGACGCGUGUGGCAAUGUGUUUUGUGGCACGCUGAGGAAUUCGGUGAAGAUUAUGCUGAAAUUACAUUGGAGACAAAUGCAGAGCCAUAUCGGUGAUAAUCUGUGCAAUUCAGACCAAGAGAAUUGGAUCCGGAAUAGCUACGAAUACUUCACUAGAGAUAUUCAUAACUACCUUCAUAAUCGGCGAGUCAAAGUAGUGAAUGUUGUGAGGCGUAAUACCAGUUUAGCGGAGAAUUUUGCACAACUCGUAAAGAAUGCCACAAUCGAACGAGUUUUGAAGGAGCGACAGAUGGAUAUAGAUGAGUCCUGGCAUCGCCUUGAAGUUGUGGAUCGCACAGUUGACUUCGAACUGAAUCUUUGUACCACAACGGGUUAUCUUCAAAUGCCACAGACUCCCACUACUAAUCCCAAUGAGAAUUCUUUUGAUCAUAUUGGUGCUACUUCAAUGCGUGAUCAAAAGUCACCUGAGAAACACACCAAACACACAGUAACAGUCAAUGGUGAAGAUACGGUUACUGAAGCAACACCAGAGGAAAAAUAUUACUUUGAGCAUGAUUCCGAGUCACAUGAAGAUGAGGCUUCAGCACACAAGUCUCAGCUGUUACAUUCACGACUGCAACAGCAGCAACUGCAGAUGCAACAAUUGCUACAGCAGCACGUAUUUACACCUACACAGUUGCAACAACUAAUGAAACAGCAAACGCUCUAUGUUCCUCGAGCAUAUGAGCUACAGCGUAAACAGCUCGAAGCAAAUAUGGCGCAACUACAAGAACAACUGCAGAUGAAUUUGUUGCAGCAAACACAUUUUAUACACCAAGAUAAGAUGUCUCCAACACGUAAAAAGCUUUGUGAACCAAAUACAACUAGCACCGUGCCACAGCAGCUUGUUUUGCAGCAGCAAGAGCUUAUUCAGCAACUGCAGAUUAUUCAGCGACAAUAUCUUGUGCAUCAGGGCAUGAGUUUGCAACCGUUUCUACUGUCGCAACAAGGUGUUCGCGAGGGUAGCCCGUGGAAAGAGGAUGGUGGCCGGGCAUACGUAAAGAUGUUCAAUGGAUUAGAUGAUGGUGAAUCACCCACUGAACACGGCGAACCAGAGGAAAACGAGAAGUUUUCACACUUGUUAAAUUCCAUCUACAUCAACCGUCGUGAGGAGCUAGGCAAUGUCCAAGAUGAGCGUGCAGAAGAAAAAACGGAUCACCCGCUUUAUGGCCAUGGUAUGUGUAAGUGGCCAGGAUGUGAAGUCAUCUUUGAUGACAUGACCACAUUCACCAAGCAUCUCAAUUCUGAACACUGUUUGGAUGACAGAUCGACUGCACAGGUGAGGGUGCAGAUGCAAGUCGUGUCUCAACUUGAGAUACAUUUACAAAAGGAGAGGGACAGACUGCAAGCCAUGAUGCAUCAUUUGCACAUAUCAAAUCAAGCAGCUAUAAUAUCGGAUCAUAGUAAAGGAUUUGUACCCUGCGCACCUACUAUACCUAAUGCCAUAUCUGCGACACCGGUGCGAUCACCAACCACCCAUACUGCAAGUAUUGGUCCUAUUCGACGACGUAUCACGGACAAGUCCACACUGUCACUAGCCGGAGGACUUCCCUAUAUGCUGGAGCGCGCCGGAUUAGAUGUGCAACAAGAAAUACAACGAAACCGUGAAUUUUAUAAAAAUGCUGAUGUGCGACCCCCAUUUACAUACGCUUCGCUCAUUCGACAGUCAAUAAUUGAGUCACCAGAUAAGCAGUUGACGCUGAACGAGAUCUACAACUGGUUCCAGAACACAUUUUGCUAUUUUCGCCGGAAUGCUGCAACGUGGAAGAAUGCAAUACGUACGAAUUUGUCGCUGCACAAAUGUUUCGUGAGAUAUGAAGAUGAUUUUGGCAGUUUUUGGAUGGUGGAUGACAAUGAAUUUGUCAAGAGACGGCAUUUAUCGCGUGGUCGCCCGCGAAAGUAUGAUCCAUCGCCCUCACCACAAUCACCACCAAGCCAAGGAGGAGGAGGAGAUCCGCCGACAACCAUCACUACAACCGGAUCCUUCUUACCUAGCAAUUUGACAUCACAUACGCUUCAGUCUACUACUACCAUACAUAGUCCAUCGUUGUAUUCAACUGCUUCUUUUGGCGCCAAUCUACAGAACACAUGGACACCCGGUUUCAUUGAUGACACUUCGAAUUCGAGUUUUCUAAAGCAACAAUCACGUUGUCAAUCAUUAAGUCCCACGGAAGGGCACAGUUAUCCUUCGAAACGACUGAAUGGCGCUAAAUGCGAAACUUCUGAGAUUGAAGAAGCAAUGAUUGAGGAUGAAACAGCAGGACGAGCUGAGGAUCUCAGCGUGACCACGGAGAAUAUGUCGGGGAUACACUGAAUUUACACGCUCAACAUAUCUCAAUUACCAGUCUCUUUUCAUCUAAAUGUGAUAUUUUUGAGUUUUCGUGCAAAAUAAUGUAAACAUUUGUCUCUAAGUGGCUGAGCUCUUUCCCAAAUUAAUCUGUAAUAGAUUGUCAUAUCAAACAUAUAAGCCAAGAAGAGUCAAAAACAAUGAUUGCUAAUAAGUAUAUAUUUCAUUUCUAACUGAUAUGAAAACAGAAAAAUUUUACUUACAGUUACAAACCAUUCUUUAAUUAGUUUCACAAUAUAUUCUCCUGGAGUCAUGCUCAAGACUCAUUUCAGUGCUGUUUGUAAAUAUUUUCACAAUUUGUUUUUCAAAGUUAGGUUAAAUAUUCAAAUCUGUCCUACUACAAAAAAUCCCCAUAAAAUAUUCUGACACAUUUAGAUAUAAUUCACUCCUUUGUCUAUUUAACUGGCGUUUACGCUUCACGACUCCAAUAGAAAGUUAUUUAAAUAACAUAGGAGUUUCAAUAAGGGAGUAACAUUUAUAAAAGAAAAAUAAAGAAUAAUAAAUUAAAUAA